Messenger RNA from Piliocolobus tephrosceles (Ugandan red Colobus), 1633 nucleotides. RefSeq names its product triggering receptor expressed on myeloid cells 1 (gene TREM1). The transcript has 4 exons. Gene Ontology annotation, biological process: chemokine production; cytokine production involved in immune response; neutrophil chemotaxis. The record is from RefSeq and is a predicted model, not a curated record. The coding region runs from base 101 to 802 and encodes 233 amino acids. NCBI's taxonomy places the organism in Eukaryota, Metazoa, Chordata, Mammalia, Primates, Cercopithecidae.
ACAUCCUGUUGUGCAACUUUCUGAAGCCUCUAGGUGACUGUGGUGCCUUGUAGCUGUCCCGGAAGCCCUCAGCAGCAGUUGGAGUUGGUGCACAGGAGGGAUGAGGAAGACCCGGCUCUGGGGGCUGCUGUGGAUGCUCUUUGUCUCAGAACUCCGAGCUGCAACUGAAUUAACUGAGGAGAAGUAUGAACACAAAGAGGGGGAGACCCUGGAGGUAAAAUGUGACUACACACUACAGAAGUAUGCCAACAGCAGGAAAGCUUGGCAGAAAAUGGAGGGAAAGAUGCCCAAGAUCCUGGCAAAAACAGAGAGGCCUUCAGAAAAUUCCCAUCGAGUCCAAGUUGGGAGGAUCAUACUAGAAGACCUCCCUGAUCAUGGUUUACUGAAGGUCCAAAUGACCAACCUUCAAGUGGAAGACUCCGGACUGUAUCAGUGUGUGAUCUACCAGCCUCCCAAGGAAUCUCACAUGCUGUUUUAUCCCAUCCGCUUGGUGGUGACCAAGGGUUCUUCAGGUACCCCUGGCUCCAAUGAGAAUUCUACCCAGAAUGUGUAUAGGAUUCCUCUUACCACUGCUAAGUCCUUGCGCCCACGCUAUACCAGCCCCAGAACGGUGACCCAAGCUCCACCCGAGUCAACUGCCGUUGUCUCCACUCCUGGCUCUGAAAUCAACCUUACAAAUGUGACAGAUAUCAUCAGGGUUCCUGUGUUCAAUAUUGUCAUUAUCGUGGCUGGUGGAUUCCUGAGUAAGAGCCUGGUCUUCUCUGUCCUGUUUGCUGUUACGCUGAGAUCAUUUGGACCCUAGACCCACGAACCCACGAGAACGUCCUCUGACUUCCAGCCAUAUCCAUCUGGCAGUUGUGCCAAGGGAGGAGGGAGGAGGUAAAAGGCGGGGAGUUAAUAACAUGAAUUAAAUCUGUAAUCACAGGCUACUUCUAAAGUCAGCGUCUCACCUUCCUGCUCACUGCACUCAUUUCUCUAAUAACCUUGGGUGGGCAUUUCCACCUCAGAAAAGAAGUUACAGCCCCAAACAUGCCUGGUCCUUCAUUCCACCGGCCACUUGGGGUUUGCAUGAAGUACAGACAGGUCAAUGCUUUUCACUGUAAUUCUCUUGUGGGGGCUGUGACGUGCAGAAAGCACACCUGAUACUUCUGCUCAGUUUUGCCCUGGACCAUACAAUUUUGGUCUGACCUGGACAGAGCUCCCACUACAGAAGCAUCCUGCUUGCCCUAUGUUGGGAAUUCCUCUUUCUAGCAUCAGACACUUGGGUUUCAUGCUUAUAUGUGGUUCUUUCCAACACUCCCAGAAAAGGGUGUUGAAGAUUGUGGAGCAUGGAGAAAUAAGACAUCAUGGUGAGAAAGUGCAUCCUUCUCAGAGAAGAGUUAAACUGAGUAUCUUGUCCUGAGGAAAUACUGGCAGUUUGAGAUGGGAUCCAUAGGAGAACAUCAAUAGACAGCGUCAGACAUCCUGUGUGCAUUUACCGCUGGAUCCUGAAAAUAGCCCCAUGAAGGCAGAAAUGUAUGUGACUGGAACGAGGCCACAUGAGUAAGUCACUGCCCACUGGCAGGAGUGAAAACUGAAGAGCUCCUUACCUGAAGGACCCCAAAGCCAUAUGGAAUAGAAUGACCAGGAGUUC